Messenger RNA from Clupea harengus (Atlantic herring), 7587 nucleotides. It is a transcript of the gene kcnc3a, whose product is annotated as potassium voltage-gated channel, Shaw-related subfamily, member 3a. NCBI's taxonomy places the organism in Eukaryota, Metazoa, Chordata, Actinopteri, Clupeiformes, Clupeidae. Gene Ontology annotation, molecular function: protein binding; delayed rectifier potassium channel activity. Bases 40 to 2151 code for a protein of 703 amino acids. Gene Ontology annotation, cellular component: presynaptic membrane; axon terminus; postsynaptic membrane. The transcript has 5 exons. The record is from RefSeq and is a predicted model, not a curated record. Gene Ontology annotation, biological process: action potential; protein homooligomerization; potassium ion transmembrane transport.
CUCCAUUAUCUCUCCUCUUCUCCCUCCCCCCUUUCCCCUAUGCUCAGUUCGGUGUGUGUCUCCUCUUUCAAAGGGCGCACGGGUGGGAACAAGUCGUCCAACAAAGCAUGUUCCAGCGCAGACAUGACUUGUCCGUCAGAGAGCGAGAAAAUCGUAAUAAACUGCGGUGGGGUUCGACACGAGACGUACCGCAGCACCCUCAAGACGCUUCCCGGUACCCGCUUGUCCUGGCUAACGGAACCAGACGCGUAUAGCAAUUUCGACUACGACCCCAAAGCGGACACGUUCUUCUUCGACCGUCACCCGGGCACUUUUUCUUUCAUUCUGAACUAUUACCGCACGGGGAAGUUGCAUUGUCCCAAUGAUGUGUGCGGUCCACUCUUUGAGGAGGAGCUCGCUUUUUGGGGCAUUGAUGAGACGGACGUGGAGGCAUGCUGCUGGAUGAACUACCGCCAACACAGGGAUGCCGAGGAGGCACUGGACAGUUUUGAAACCCCUGAGCCGGAAGAAGAGGACGACCCAGCGCUCACGGGAGGCGCUGACGGGGACUUGAAGCGUUUGUGUCUGCAAGAAGACGGCCGCAAGCCCAGCUGGUGGACCGUGUGGCGCCCGUAUAUGUGGAAUCUCUUCGAGGAUCCAUACUCUUCCAAAAAUGCCCGGUAUGUGGCGUUUCUGUCCCUGUUAUUUAUCCUCAUCUCUAUCUCUACAUUCUGCCUGGAGACGCAUGAGGCCUUCAACACCAUCUACAACUUGACCGAGAAUGUCACAGUGGGUAACGUAACAAAGGAGGAGGUGUCUUUUGUGGUGGAGACAGACGCAUGGCUUACCUACGUGGAGGGCGUUUGUGUCAUCUGGUUUACCAUUGAGGUGUUUGCCCGUGUCAUCUUCUGCCCAGACAAGGCUGAGUUUUUCAAGAGCUCAUUGAACAUUAUUGACUUUGUGGCGAUCAUGCCCUUCUACCUGGAGUUGGCGCUGAGUGGCCUCUCCUCCAAGGCUGCCAAGGAUGUUCUGGGCUUCCUGCGCGUGGUGCGUUUUGUACGAAUCCUGCGUAUCUUCAAGCUGACGCGGCACUUUGUGGGUCUGCGGGUCUUGGGCCACACGUUACGCGCCAGCACCAACGAGUUUCUCUUGCUCAUCAUCUUCCUUGCGUUGGGUGUCCUCAUCUUUGCCACAAUGAUCUACUAUGCCGAGCGCAUAGGAGCCGACCCCGCUGACCCCACGGCCAGUGCCCACACCACCUUCAAGAACAUCCCCAUUGGCUUCUGGUGGGCUGUGGUCACCAUGACUACACUGGGCUACGGGGACAUGUACCCAGAGACGUGGUCCGGCAUGCUUGUGGGUGCGCUGUGUGCCCUGGCUGGUGUGUUGACCAUCGCCAUGCCUGUGCCCGUCAUCGUGAAUAAUUUCGGCAUGUACUACUCGUUAGCCAUGGCCAAACAGAAGUUGCCCAAGAGGAAAGGCAAACACAUCCCUCGCGCCCCUCAGCCAGGCUCGCCCAACUACUGCAAGCCAGAUGCACUCGCCAUGGCAUCAGCCUCACCGAACAGGCUCAUGGGAAACGUGAUUGGUGGCACAGGGUUGUCUGGCAGCAUGGGCGGAGACUGCCCUCUGGCCCAGGAGGAGAUCAUAGAGAUCAACAGAGCAGGGGAUAAACUAUGCACUCAACUUACGAUGCUGUACUCCAAGCAGAAUGGCGAUGCUGCAAGUGCCGCCCUGGCCAAUGAGGACUGCCCCAAUAUAGACCAGGUGCUGGGGCCGGACGACCGCAGCCCUGCCACAGGGGGGCUUGGCACGGGGCGUGAGCGCUACCCCCAUGACCGCGCCUGCUUCCUGCUCAGCACUGGGGAGUUCCGCACCACAGACAGCAAUGUCAGGAAAGGUUGUGUCGUGUCAUGCGUUUGUAUGUUCGCUCUUGUUGCUAUCCGUUCCUCUCUCUGUCCUGUCCUCCCCCUGUGUGUGUCGUGUGUUGUGUGUUGUGUUUUUGUGUUGCUGUGUCCUCCUCCUCUCUGGCUCUGGGGCUUUUACCUGCUGGAGUGCCCAUAUCAACCUUUGACCAAACAAAACAAACAAACAAAAACAACAAACAAAUACACAAACAGAGCAGAGUUCUCAUCAAUACGUCACUAUUGUGCUACUUUUGUGGCAAUUUAGUGUUUUUUUCAGCACUGCACUCUCAUGAAGGUAAAAGUCACUGGGGAAAUUAUUUUAUUUCCUUUGUUUACACAAAGCUGGUUUCUUCUCUGUCCUGGAACUGCCCUCCACUGGAGCGCAAAUGAGCUUUGUUUCAUCACAGUGCAUCCAGAGGCCUCCAUUGCACUGGUCCCAGGUCAGACCCUCUGCAUCAUACUGACUGAUAUUUACCAUUGAAACGCAGAGGAAUCAGACUGACCUGGGGUCAGAACUUGGGGGAAAGAAGUGUGAGACGAAGCAGAUAAUGUCAAGGGCCUGUGCUGAAACAUUGAUCAUUGAUGCUGUGAGGAUGUGCUACAGUCCUUUGGUCUCGAAACACUUGGACAACUGAUUAGGCAAACCAAUGACCAGAUGUUGGACUGGCAGGAAGGCUAACGGAGAGAAGAAGAGAUUAGGACUAAGGACUAAGAGCACACAUUACUGUAGACACAUUAGUGGCUGACCAAUUGGAUUACAAUGAGAUCUACAGAAAAGAUGCACCAACAUCAGAAAACCCUAGCAGAGGUUUACCAGCAAUGACGUGCUGCAACCCCUAAGGAAACACAGACUGACCUCUUAAGACACAUGUAGAGAAAGACUAACUGCUUUGACUGACAGACUUAUUAAAAGACAUUGACGUGUCUAUACCCAGUCAAGGAAGAGUCCAAACCCACUGAAAGAAAGAGAUGAACGGACAGGGGAAGAGAGUGAAAGUUGAUAGGCAGAGGCAGCUUGGGAUAGGUGACACAGAGGGCUUACUUGUGAGACUCGUUGGGACUGUAGUGAGUUGGUGCGUGCACUCUGCUGUGUUCUGUGUGUGUGUGAAUAUGUGUAUGUGUGUGUGUGUGUAUGUAGACUUCCUGCGUGCUUUCUCCGUGCUUUAAAAGCCAAGCAGCUGAGUUGAUGGCAAAGGGGUGGAUUCACUUCUUGACUGCACCACAGACCAGCACUCACAGCUUGUUGGCUUUUAACAGGGCUUCAUUUAGCUUCGCUGCCUACACGGCUUGGCAGCCACCAUUUUCUGGGACUUCUUUGACCUCUGUUGACAGAUGCACAAAAUCAACUAGCAAGGGUCAGGAAAGGUCAAAGGUUAGAGGUGAUGUUGCUGCCUCAGUUUGCCCCCCUCUGUUACACCCUACACAUAAACCUAACACACAACCUCGUAAUCAUCAUUGUUUACAAUUGUGUUUGUGUGUGAGUACUAUUCUACAUUGAAUUCAUUUGCAGAUUAUGUUAUUGUCAUUGUGUGUGUUUGUGUGUAUUUAGUAGUUGUGUCUUCAUUUUCUUUGCAUUUAGUUAUUUAUUUAAUUAGCCAUUCUAUUUUCUUUUCUUGUUUCUAUUCCUUUUGUCCUUAAACUCUCUUUUCCGCUACUCUGUUUACCCAUAAUACUUUUUCAGCUCCUUCUUCUCCUUUUUCUCUCUUUCCUGCCCACUGUUGCCAAGGAAACAGUGGAAGAGAGCAUUCUGGGACUUGAAAGCAAUGCAUUAUGGGACAGAUAUGUUAACAAGUCAAACAAAGUCGUAUUUAAGAUUAUAAGACGUCUAAAAGCAACCAGGUAAUGAAUGCUCAUUACGUCCAACCACCAAACCAUGCUCCCAAGAUGCACUGCAAGUACCAUGGUUCAUUCUUAUUAUGUGCUAUUGCUGCUGUGUUGCAUUAUAUCACCAAUUUUGCUUGUGAGUUCCUUUCUUUUUGGGUGAGCAGCUUGUUCGAAUUUUAGAGUUUGUUGUGUUGCCUUUAUGAUGACAACCUUAGCACAGUGAGUGUCUUGGCUCUUUCCCCUGGCAGACUGCACCGGCCUGCAUUUAGAGGCACAGGACAGAACCUUCUGGGCACACUGCAGAGGAAUCGCUAUCCAGCAAGGGCUUAUUCCCAUAUGGGCCUUUUGCAGGAGAGUUCCUGCCCUCUUGGGAGUGGUUCUCUCACUCCCUGUGGAGUGGACAUUGCACAAGCAGCAUAUGUGCACUUGGCUAAGUAUUAUUCUAGAGAAGACGAGGCAUAAGGCGCUAGAGUUCCCCAGCAUUCUUGGGCUUGGAUGCGGUAGCGACUGCAGUAGCUACAUAUGUUUUCAGCAGGAGGCUGCAGGGAGGGAGCAGAGAGUCCAGUAUUUCUCCUCUUUCCACUCCAUCUGAGGUGUGAAUCACCACCACUCUAGGGCUUAAGUGUAAACGCCCUCAGUUCAUUUCAUUAGCAGUCUCCUGAUGGGCAUUAGAAACUAGUACUCAGACCCCACCAGCCUCCGGGUCAGAGGGAAAUACCACACUUAAAAACCACACUGUCUUUGUGGCCAACCAAAUUAUGGAAUCUGAGGUUUUCCUUUUCAUAUACAGUCCAAACAGAAGCCUAUUCUCUUGGUUAAAGAUAAGAGCAUGCAGCCAUGGUGAAGGCCCAUUUAGCUGUUCUGCAUACAUAGGCUGUAAUCCAUUGAGUCAAGCUAGAUUUACCCAAUCUCCAGGGGGAGAGGCAGAGUUCUCAUUUUGCUCAGGUCACUUGGAAGUUAUGGAUGGGGGUGAGGGAGAGGGAGAGGGAUGGGCUCCUCUGCGGCUGAAUUCACGGCGAGGCCUUGUAAUAUGUCCAAUAUGGCCGUCUUUAAAAACCACCCACAGUUACCGUUUUAGAAGAGAACAUUUUUCCCUAGGUUUUGAAACAAGCUUUUAGCAGCUGUGCCUUUUGUGGCGGUAUCGGCCAUAUUGGGCUUACCACAAUGCCAUGGUUAAGUCAGCUGAAGGAGAGUCCAGUUUGACAGAAAGUAAUAUAGAGGCUCGACUGGAUUUGGAGAUCUCCAGGCAAGGUCAAAUGGCUGUGUUGAUCCAUUUAGAAAAGCAGAAGGACAAAGGGACUGACAGAAAGUAAACAAAUGCCUACUUUAUAUUAAAAAAAAUUCUACCACCAAGGGUGAUCUCUGUUAUACUUGUGUCACUGUGCAAUAUGGCCCACCAGGUAUAUCCCUAUAGUAGCCUUUACAUGGCAGACCAAAAUGCAAGUACAAAGGGUGCAUUCAGCAGAACUGGCAAUAUUCUGUCUUAUCUGUAGAGCACUAGAGCACUAAUCAGAGACUACAGUCGAAGGAGAUAUUAAAAUAGGUGAAUAUCUGUAUUUUUAGUAUGGCCCUAUUAUAAUAUGCAGUUAUGGUUCAUUUGGGUACUUAAGUAAACCAGUGGGUCGAGAGGGGUACUGUGGAGAUCCAGUGUGUUUUUUUGAAAGGGAUAGUGUGUCAGGACUGUAAAAACAGUGGUGCAUCUGUCUGUGUGUUUGUGCUAUACAUGUGUGACCGAGUGUGUGGUUCUCUCAUCUCACAUUCCUGUUAUUGUGCCCCUAUCAUGUAUGCAGUGAUCAUACGUGCUCCUGGUACUGGUCAUACUUGGUCAUGGGUGCUUUCUACAUGCAUGAAUAGUUUCCCCUUGCUUGUAAGUCUAGGACUGCGCCAUUGGCCAACACACAUUUCCCUCUCAAGUGUCCUCUGUCUCCAUCUUUUACCCUUGUCAUAGUUGGAGGAUAUAGUGUGAGGGAACAUAAUGCUCUUGUCCACUAAACAUUGUGAUUGUGCAAAAGCAGGAUUAAGGACCUAUAUUUCAAACAAGCGCAACUCUUGUGGUAGUGCUUGGAUCGUUUGUGUAGAAUAUGUUUAUUCAGAUAAUUUGUGAACGACUGCCAGUAGCAUUCACCGUAGAACACACAUGGAGUCUGUCUCCCUCUCUCAUUCUCCUUAGAAUCAAAUCUCUACAUACAUGAAUGCCAUAUUAGCAAUGGACGAGUUUGAAAUGUCUCUGUAGAACGCCUCAGGGUUGCCAUGGUUUCCUGUGCGGUAUUAUCAGUGUAAUCACACACCCUUGUCUCUGGGUGAUCGUGUAUGAGCUGGUACCAGUUUAUCCAAAAUAAUGAAACUCAUGCAAGGUAAACCGAUAAUAGGUUAUAUUGUUUCUUAUCCAGGUGGUCUCUUGAUGCAUAUGUUUGCUGUUCUUGGUGAUGGUCCAUUUUUUUCAUUAGUUGUGUUAACUUUGACAUUCAGACUAUGACAUUUUCUCCUGUCAUAUUUCAAAUUGUUAUUGUCUUUAUCAAAUGCAUCUCAUUGUAUUUGUCAGUGAUACCAUAUUUCCAUUGUAUUUGUCAGUGAUACCAUGUUUCCAUAUUUAAAAUUUGUUAAGCAUAAAUGUGUUGACAAAUAUUAACCUGGGUUCCGACAAAUUAGCAUUGUUACUUAACAUUAAGAAUCAUUAAGAUUAUCAUGCAGCAAAGAUGAGGAUAGGAAAAAAUGUCUUUUCUAUCUCAUCUAUAGUGUGCCAUAGCACAACAUCUUUAGAACAGUUUGUGCUGCAUGUGUAGCUGUCAGUCAGAACCUGAUGCAGUGCUGGUUUGUUCAGAAUGGAGCCCCAGGGUUGAUAUUUGCUGUCCUCAUGGUUGUCCUCCCUCCUCUCCUGUCCUCUCCUGUCUUCUCCUGUCCUCCCUGCCUGUCAGACUAACCCUCUUCAUCCCCCCCAGGCCGUACAUCCAGCCCCCGUAGCAUAACUAAGGUCUGAACAGAGGUACGUAACCCAGCAGUCUCCUCUGCUGCACUUGGAUUGGCCCUCGGCCCUUCCAGUCUCCGCAUGACAGACUGUGUGGCCUUCUGCCGAGCUUUGCUGGGCCGGUGUUGGCUUGGGCUCGGAUACUUUCCCUUAUCCAUGUUAUGCUGCAGGGAAACAUCUUUUUCUGUCUUCUGGUUGGGACACGGCUCUUGUGGUGGUCAAAUUAUAAUAAGUUUGUCUAAGUGAAUGUGAGCCCACUAAGUAGCCACCAGUACCUCCUGGAAGCCACUGAGGACUCUUUCUCAUAGUCAUUAAGUCCACACGUGAACAUAAAAAAGUGUGUGUCUGUAUCCAGUGUCUGUUGUGUAACAUGCGUGUGAACAUCUAUGAAUGCAAUGCUCUAUCACAGUUGUAAAGCAUCGGUGUGUGGGUUUCACACGGUCUUAGAUUUGAUACUGAAAAAAAUAUACUCUAAGAAAUUGUUAUCUUAGAAGUGUUGUCUAUAUUUUCUUCUUUCUUUAAAUAACAAAGAUAGUAAUAAUGCUGAAGAAACAACAGUGCAGGAGCCAACAGUGAUAGAGCAGAGUGGGUUUAAAUGAUUUUGAGUUACAAACACAUUUCUCAAAAUGAUUUAGAACACAGACAUGUAGUUGAUAUCCUGUCCGAAAGUCCUAAAAUCUCAUUGGUUUCUAUUAAUUCACCACACUUCCCAUUGCGCAAUCUCUUCUCUUUUUACAUGAGUAAGCUGCAUGUGACCAAAAUGUAUGACAUGAUAUUCUUUCCAUUGUGGCUACAUGGAGCAUGACUAUUUUCAACCACACUUUUGGAAUAUUUAUUUAUGUUGAAACUUACAUUUAGUUACCAGAAGAUUAAAUCUUCAGAUUACUUGAAGAUUAAUCUCAAAUACAACAU